This is a messenger RNA of Paramecium pentaurelia, 1768 nucleotides long. NCBI's taxonomy places the organism in Eukaryota, Ciliophora, Oligohymenophorea, Peniculida, Parameciidae. The record is from the annotation of a GenBank genome assembly.
AUGAAAUAAAUCGACAGAUACCAAUAUAAUCCAAAAGACAUGCUUGGCAUGGGUACUACAGGAACAGUAAUGAAAAAUAUUCAAAAAAUAGGUUGUAAAAGCUAUUGAUGCUAAAAAGAACCAAUAUGCAAUAAGGAUAAUAAAAAAAAAUAGUAUAACAGACGAUGAAGGUCUCUAAAGUGCAUUGCUUGAUGAAAUGAAAUUAAUGCAAUAAUUAAAGCAUCCAUAAAUAGUUUAGUUAGUAGAAGUAAUACAAACAGACAAUAAUUAUUAUGUUGUCAUGGAACUUUGUAAAUAAGAUUUAUAAACUUAUUUGUAAUAAGUUCAUAAAUUACCUGAAUCUGAAUGUAUUAAGUUAUUGAUAGAUAUACUUCGAGGGUUCACUGAAUUAAUAAGCCAUGGAAUAAUUCAUAGAGGAUUAAAAUUAACAAAUAUUAUGUUAACAGAUAAAGGUUAUAAAUUAGCUGGUAUAAAUUAUUAUUAUAUUGAGAUUGUGGAUUAACAAAAUGUAUGGAGAAUUUUAAAAAGGACUAAUUACUUAAAGAUUAAGAUUUUAAGUUCCAUUCUCCUUAGGUGUUAUAAAACAGUAAAUAUACAAGCAAAUGUGAUAUAUGGUCAAUAGGAAUGAUAUUAUAUAAUGCAUUGUAUGGUUAUACACCAUGGAGUGGUGCUAAGAUAGAAUAAUUGUUACAUAAUAUUGAGCAUAAAUGGUUAGAUUUCCCUGAUGACUAAACAUCAGUAAGUGAUGAGAUGAAAUAAUUUAUAGAAGGUUGUCUAACAAUAGAAGAAGCAAACAGAAUGAAUUGGGAUGAAAUUUUCAAGAACAAAUUGGUUAAAGAUUAUUUUAAGAACUAUCAAACACAUAUAAAGGAAGAAUAAAUCAAGUUUUUAAUGAAUGAAUUAAGAUAGAAAAUUGUAAAGCAAAAUUUGAAUAUAAGUUAUUUAUUUUAAGAAUUUGAUCAAAAUGGUGAUCAAACAUUAUAGUUUUCUGAAUUAGUGUAAUUACUGCAUACUAUUGAUAAAAAUCUAAGUCGUUAAGAUUGCUAAGUGAUAUUUAAGAAAUUGGAUUUAGAUGGAGAUAAAUCUGUAUCAUUGGAGGAAUUUGAAAAAUGGAUCACAGAUAAUAAUACAAAGAUGGCAGUAAUAUCAAAAGUUAAAGGUCGUCAAAAUCAACGGAAUUCAGCCACUAAAUAAAUAACAUCUUUAAAAAACAUUUAAAAUAAUCCAGUAAAACAUAAAGAUAUUAAUCCUCAAGGCUUAACAAUUACAUAAUAAUCAAUUUUAAACCAAUCUUAAUCAACACCUCAUUUGAAUUAAAUGCCAAUUCAAGCAUAUAUGUUCGAUCCUGAUAAAAUUAUUUAAAAAUUACAAUUAACUAUUUAAAGAUACAAUAUCAAUGUUCAUGAUUUAUUCUCAAAAUUCGAUUAAGACUUUGAUAGUCUUUUGAGCUUUUAAGAAUUUGCUUAAUUAUUGAUGUAAUUUAAUAAAUUAUGAUUUUAGAAAGAUUUAAAGAAAUGCAUAACCUUAAGAAUUUCAAGCAGUAUUUAAGAUAUUCGAUUUGAAUGAUGAUAAUUUUAUCUCGUUUAUAGAAUUUAGAUAAAUAUUAAACUUAUACUAAUAGAAUAACUAAAAAUUAGAUAGCUACUUUUUUAAUACUGGCUAUUAAUAUUCUUAAUACAAUAAUCAAAUAAGUCCAUUUUAGUAAAUGGGAACUAUGUCUUAUAAUAUAUACUAAAAACAAAAUAAAACUUAUCCAGAUAUGCUUUGA